Botrytis byssoidea is the source of this 342-nucleotide messenger RNA. RefSeq lists its product as uncharacterized. The record is from RefSeq and is a predicted model, not a curated record. NCBI's taxonomy places the organism in Eukaryota, Fungi, Ascomycota, Leotiomycetes, Helotiales, Sclerotiniaceae. The coding region runs from base 1 to 342 and encodes 113 amino acids. The transcript has 3 exons.
AUGGCCAAUUCACAAUACGACUACAAAUCGACCGCUCAGUCAGCUCAGGUCCAAUCUUCGGACAACGCAAAUAUAGCUGAGUAUACAGCCAAUGGGCAGUGGGCCAACUACUCUGCCCAACGUCAAUUCACAGAAGUCAACCGUGCUACUGCUAAUACGGACUCGAUGACGCCAAUGGAGCGCUGGGCUGCCGAAACUCCUCAACAAGCUCCUUGGAAUGCAGUAGGAAGCGUUGCUACCUCAUCAAAUAAUACUGGAUCCGGGUACUCAACCAACCAUGUUCAUCACCAACAGCAGGCUGGUGAUGAUUGGAGUAUCUGUGGAAACAAAUCAACUAGUUGA